UCGUCAGGAAGUAAAAGGCCGGGAUGGUUCGCGAGCAGCUGGUGGUCCGUCUCAACGACAGGGAGUACAAAAACUGGCUGAAAGCCGGACGAUGUCUGCUCAUCCUGAAGGACGGCCUCCAUCCCUUCAUCGGCCAGCAGAUGAGAGCCUUCCACGGAGAUCUGCUCAAUCAAAACCCUCUGCUACGGAAGCCCUGUGAGACUUCUUCAUGCAAACCGAAAGGGAAUAAGCUUUCCCGGUUGUGUAGGCUCUGCACUGCGUGGCAGACAGCGAUCCUGAGACACCACAGACAACCCGAUGCCACCGUGAACUGGGACAACUGCUUCCCUCCCUCCUGGAGAACAGACCCCUGGGAAGUGGCCAAGGCCUACAUGCCCCGUGGUCAGGGGAAAGUGAAGGGGGCAGAUCAGUGCGAUGCCUCUGCUUUGCUCAACCUCAUCAACUACUGUGACCGCUUCCAGUUUGUGGAUCCAAAAUUUGUGAGAGAGGUGAUCCGAUACAGGAAUGAGUUAAUGCAUUCUUGUGAGUUGCGUAUGAAAGACGAAUGGAUGCGACAUUACCAGACCAGUCUGAAACACUUGGUGCAGCAGUUCAGCCACAUACCACAGAUGGCAAAGGUUGGACAAGAGAUAGAUAAGAUGCUGGCUGUUGAUUUGUUAAUAUGUGUCUCUGGUGUGGACCAACUGGACUCUGGUGACUUGGAUGGAUUAGAGUGUGAUUCUGUCCACCAAGGGGAGCCCAGUGCCAACUUAAUCAGCCAAUGGGAAGCUGAGUUGCUACAAGAGAGGUUGCAGGAAUUACUGCAUGCCGAUGAUAAUGAUGAUACAAAGACACAGGAUGCUGAGCAGUUGAGGGGGCUGGGUGGUUUCCUGCAGGCCAACAGCGAUUUGGGCGAGAGGUUUUCUGCAGAGCUCCAAACCAUCAACUCACUGGAGGCCAGAAAAUAAGAGGAAGGAAGAGGUGCCUCCUGACCUUUUAAUGGCUGACAGCAGCUCCAGUCCAGUGCAAUAUGAUGGGAGAUUGCUUUUGUAUUUUUCUUAAAAAAUUGGGGGGAAAAAACCCAUAAAACAGCCAUUGUAAAAUACAUCAGGGGCAAAAUAAUUGAAUGAAAUGUUGAAUUACGUGUCAAAUAUUAAUUUAAAAAUGAAAGUAAGUGCACUAAGCCAAUGGAGGAAAGAGGGAGGUUCAGAUGGAGGAAUAAGAAAAAUAAGAUAGAAGAAAAGUGAGAGGGGGGAACAAGAAGAUGAAAACGACAAAUGUUGGAAGGUUAAAUGAAAAAUUGUCACAGCUAGUGACAUUGUAGCAGCCAAUUGUCUUAUUUUGAAUAGCCAUUAAAAUAAGUGAUAAGACAUAUGGAAAGGAAGAAAGAACGCAGCAUUAGGAGCAGGAAAAGUACACAAUCGAAACAUUUAAUGUGCAUUCAAUUACUCUCAUUCUUUCAUGUUAAGCAUUUGUACCCACUUUGACCUUGAGAUUUUUUUUUAUGGUUUGAUUCUGGAACUUUUUUUUUUUUUUUUUUACUGCCCACAUUUGUUUUCCUGCUUUGAAAGGUUUUAAUUUGCAUAAUGUUUCUAUGUUAUUUGCUUAUUUCCACCGUAACUCCCACAGCAUCCCCUCGGGUAAUCGAACAAAAACACAGGUCUAUCUCACCUCCUCACUCUGUCCGUACUGAUGAAGAGAAGCGAGUGAGCCAUAGAUAGGCCGUGGCAGUCCACAACAGAUAACGGAUGUAUAGUGUCGGUAUCUGUUGAAAAAAUGGCGUUGAGCAUUUAGAUUCUUGCUUAGUACACAGUGUAUUUAUUGUAUUUCUCAUGAAUGCGUAGGGCUCUAUUGCUAGGCUUUGUUCCAGCGCCACCUGGCGGACAUUGGGCAGAAUGUCUCCAACCUUUCCUCCCUCGUGAAACUAACCCUCAUUUACUGAUAGUUGUUUUCCUUCCUGAUGUUCCUCUCAGCACGUUAGGAACAGUUUAUGAGGCUUCUGCAGCUGGCUCUCUUCAAAAGUUACUACCUUUUUAGUAGGCAAAACGGUCUGGUGAAACGUAAAUAUGUGCUUUCUUUUGAACCAUGUACCCAGGACAUACCCAGAGCCAUGUCAACAUGAAAGGAAAAGCAGCUAAAUGUUAAAAGGAGUCCACCUUUGAUUCAGCAGGCCGCAUACAUGAUCUACGAUGUACGAUAACUGAGAGAUGGUGUUUCAUUCUGCUUGCACUCAUGUCAGUUUUCUCUAAUUAAAGAACCUUUACCUACUUUGGUAAAGUAUUUGUUGUGAAAAAUUUCUUAUCCUUGAAUAAAAGCUCAUAGG
Xiphias gladius (swordfish) is the source of this 2302-nucleotide messenger RNA. RefSeq lists its product as uncharacterized. The coding region runs from base 24 to 947 and encodes 307 amino acids. The transcript is spliced from 7 exons. The record is from RefSeq and is a predicted model, not a curated record. NCBI's taxonomy places the organism in Eukaryota, Metazoa, Chordata, Actinopteri, Istiophoriformes, Xiphiidae.